CGUCGAGCUUCGCGUAGUACAUCGCGUACCAAACCAGUGCGCUUUAACCGUUGCCGAAUGGUAUCCUGUAUCUUGCGCUUUUUUUUCUCCGCUCGACAAACAAUAAUGACGUAUCGCGUUCGUGCACGCCGUCGCGAACGAAUGACGUCAACGUUAACCGUAGGGUCCGACCGUCGUGUGCAGGAGUGUGCCUGGAAACUUUUUUCAUGAGGGGGGGGGGGGUUCAAUAUUUUUGUGGUACCACGUAUUUCAAAUGCAAGCGCAGAUAUAAGGGAAGACUAUGGGGGUCGAAGCCCCUUCCUUAGACAUUAGUCAGUACCCUAUCGGACACAGGUACUACAAUUAUUUAAAAUAUCAGACGUAAAAAAGACCGUACAGAUCGACAUGCACAACGUCAUUACGGCGAUAACUCACUUUAUUAGCCCCCCCUUUUUUUUUUUCAUUUCUAGACCCGUGCCUGUUCAAAUGUAUUUACUUCGCGAGAUAACAUUUUUGGUAAUGAUUUAUUUUAUAGCACUAGACAGAUCGAAAAAAUGUUAAGUUUUUAAACAUAAAUUGUACAAAAACAUCAAGCGAUAGUUUAUUUCUGAAUCCGUUAAGAUUUCGGUGGGGUCGUGGACGACCCCAUUCUUCCAGGCACGCCCCCGUUGUCGCAGUACAGAACUAUUGUUUCGUGACUGUGAUUGGAAAAAACAUAACAUUAUCGUUAAUAAUCUUUUCUGAAUCAUAGCGUUCGGUCCGUCAGCGACGAUUUGGUUUUCCAACGUCGAGCACCACUUCCGCGGGGGGCCCGUCGUAUCCAGGGCCGUUAAGAGGGAGCGGGGCAACGGGACCAUUUUGCCCCAGGCCCCAUUGUUGAAAUAUAUUUUAGGAGUUCUCCAUAAAGUCUUGUUGUAUAAUAAUUAAUAAUGAAGCCUCGAUUAAACCGAACAAUUGUAUACGCUGCGUGUAGCAACUUGUUCGAUUACAUUAAGCGAUUUAAUUAUAAAUAAUAGGAAUAAUAUUCAAUUCUAUUAUGUAAGUAUGUAAUGCAGUACACGAAUUUAAACGAGCUUGAUCGGUUAAGGUUUGGAAAAAUAUGUUUGCAAGAAUUUCGUUAUUCUCGGUGAGUAUUUUGUCUAUCAUAUCUUAUUAUUAUGGUCGAAGGGCCCCAAGAUUAAUAUGGCCCCGAAAAACCUUGGGACGACCAUGGUCGCACCGGCCCUUUCGUGCGCGUGUACGUAGUACUCGACGACGGUGUGUCACAGUCACGAAAUACACGUGUUCAUGCGUACCGUUUGCCUCGUGACAAUCCUCGCGCAAGCGCUUAAGACGUACGCUAACGAAAUCGAAACUGCCCGUUCCAGACGAUCCGACCGACUCAAUCGCCCUUUUCCGAUCACCCGAACCUUUUUGUUUCAAGCGUCUCGGAACAACGAGUAUACCAAUUCAAAUGGAAAACGUUUGCCGAACAGCGUGCGAAAUCGAUUUUGUCAACGAUCGUUUUUUUUUUUAUUUCAUUUUUUUUAAUUUUCCGAUUCCCCAGUCGGUUCGGUUGAACCCAUAUGGAUUAAGUGUUCGGCGCCACUGCCGGUGUUAAAUGGAAACUGAAUUGUACCCGGUCGAUUUCGUUUCGGCGCACGUUGUCCGUACAGCAGCGUUUCUUUCGCGGCCCGUACAACCGAGAUUAGAAUCGCAGUUCGGUCGCAGUCGGUGAAGCGCGCGGUUUCGGGGUUGAGGGGCGUCGAUUUUGUUUACACCGGGACCAUGACGUUACGGUUGUGCGCGUGUACACAGGGACUGUUGUCGAUGCUGAAACGUUUGCGUUCGUCGCCGGACAAAGAGCUUCGCAUCCUGCUGCUGGGGCUGGACAACGCGGGCAAGACGACGCUGAUGAAGAAACUGGCGUCCGAAGACGUGUCGCACAUCACGCCCACGCAGGGGUUCAACAUCAAGUCCGUGCAGGCGGACGGCAUGAAGCUGAACGUGUGGGACAUCGGCGGCCAGCGCAAGAUAAGACCCUAUUGGCGCAACUAUUUCGAGUUCACCGACAUACUGAUUUACGUGGUGGACAGCGCGGACCGGAAACGAGUGGACGAAACGGGAUUCGAACUGAACGAGCUGCUCAGCGACGACAAACUGGCCGGCGUGCCCGUGCUGGUGUACGCCAACAAACAGGACUUGGCGCUCGCGGCCAAGGCGUCGGAGAUCGCGCAAGAGCUCAACUUGCAUCUGAUCCGCGACCGGCCGUGGCAGAUACAGGCGUGUUCGGGCAUACGCGGCGAGGGCAUCAAGGAAGGAUUGGAAUGGAUCAGUCAAAAUGUAAAAAAGAAGUAAUAUCAUAUCAGACGAUUGUUUUCGCACCGGUCCGGGCGAUCUCUAGUUUCUUACACGUUGGUACCUAAUACCUAUUGUAAAAAUGAGUACGAUAUUUUAUAUUUUACAACCGAAAUGUUUCUUAAACAUGUACCAUAUUAUAAUAUAGAUAAUUGUAUACUAAUGUUUAAGUGGAUGAUUUUGUUUAUAACAGUGUUACUAUACAUGUUACUUAUACUAAAAUUUCAAAUGUACUACCUGUAACCUAAUAUAAUAUUUAUACGUUACUAA
Messenger RNA from Sipha flava (yellow sugarcane aphid), 2586 nucleotides. Its product is annotated as ADP-ribosylation factor-like protein 3. The transcript is spliced from 3 exons. The coding region runs from base 1747 to 2316 and encodes 189 amino acids. Gene Ontology annotation, cellular component: microtubule cytoskeleton; cytoplasm. Gene Ontology annotation, molecular function: GTPase activity; GTP binding. Gene Ontology annotation, biological process: cilium assembly. The record is from RefSeq and is a predicted model, not a curated record. NCBI's taxonomy places the organism in Eukaryota, Metazoa, Arthropoda, Insecta, Hemiptera, Aphididae.